This is a messenger RNA of Medioppia subpectinata, 315 nucleotides long. The record is from the annotation of a GenBank genome assembly. Lineage: Eukaryota; Metazoa; Arthropoda; Arachnida; Sarcoptiformes; Oppiidae.
AUGACCGCUGACGUCCAUAGUGUGGGUGCCAUCGGCCAGGAGUUGUUUGAUAUGAAUAUACAUGAUGUAAACGCGUUGCAAAAGUAUUCAUCGCAUGAAUUGCGGGACAAUUUUGCGAAAUUAUUCAAAGUAUUUGUAUCGAUGGGUAUAGACGUGAGGGGCCAGACAUGCGGUCAGGUUAUCAACCAAUACUACGACUGGUCUAUCGAUAAGCAUAGCGUUAAACGUGUCCACGAUUUCAACGCAAUCCUCUAUAAGUCAAUGCAAAGCGAUUGCGAUUUUUUCUAUAAAUAUAUUGUCGAUAAAACUAAAUGA